AUGCCACAAGGCCGAAGGAAAGUUCCUUUCAGUGCGAAGGCAAAAAAGGCACAGCUUCAAUCCAAGAAACAGCAAAAGAAACCGCUAGAAGGAUCUGGUGAAAAUGGAGUGACAUCCUUCCAAGUUAAGGCGAAAGCAGAGUGCAGUCAAAGCAGAGAAGUUCAAAAGUUGAAUGAGCAAUCAAAGAUACGAGGUUGUCGAGCAAAUACUAACCGGUAUGCGAUAGGUUUCCAUCGUGAGACUGAAGCAGAAAUACUCAAACAGAAGGAAGCAGCUUAUAAAGCCAUUAAUCCUGUGCCUGCUUCUGGACUGGAGAUAGCUGUUGAAGAUUUUUUCUUGAAAGAACUUGGUUUCCCCAAGCGACCACUAUGGAAUUUUGAUAUGAGUCUAGAACAGCUAGAAGCUAGUGAACACAAAUACUUUACAGAAUAUAUCUCAGAAUUAGAGAAGAAAUUCAGCUGGAAAGAGCUUAGUUAUUUUGAGUUGAAUCUGGAAACUUGGAGGCAGUUGUGGAGGGUUCUCGAGAUGUCUGAUAUUGUAUUCAUCAUUGUUGACAUACGUUACUGUGCACUCAUGUUUCCUCCAUCAGUGUACAACUAUGUGACAGAGACUCUGCAUAAGGAUAUGAUUCUGGUUUUAAAUAAAAUUGACUUAGCACCAGCUCCACUGGUUGUUGCGUGGAAGCACUACUUCCAACAGAAGUACCCUGCUAUUCAUAUUCUCACUUUCACUUCAUUCCCUGCUCACAACCUGAGAGGCGAUCAAGAGAACAAGGCUGGCUUACAAAUUCGUCAUAGACGAGGGAAGCUUCGAAUGGCAGCUGAAGGAGCAAAGACACUACUUGAGGCUUGCAAGUGUAUCACCAAUAAUAAAGUUGAUUUGAGUUCUUGGCAUAAAAAAAUAUCUGAAGAAAUGGAACUGGAAUUUGAUGACGAAGAUAUUGAAGUGGGUGAGACUGCUGAAAUGAAGAAAGUGGACACAGGGCAUUUUGAGCAUGAAAAAUAUAAAGCUGGAACCUUAACAAUAGGCUGCAUUGGGUACCCAAAUGUGGGGAAGUCUUCCCUUAUAAAUGCAAUUAUGGGAAAGAAGGUUGUGAGUGUUUCUAACACCCCAGGGCACACGAAACAUUUCCAGACCAUCUACCUAACUCCUAAUGUAAGGCUGUGUGACUGUCCAGGUCUUGUGUUUCCUUCCAAAGUCCCAAAGACAUUACAGAUUCUUAUGGGAAGUUUCCCAAUUGCACAACUGAGAGUACCCUUUUCUGCAGUUCAGUAUUUGGCUGAAAGACUAGACCUGCCUAAUUUGUUGAAGCUGCAACAUCCUGAACACGACGAACAGUGGUCUGCCAUGGAUAUCUGUGAUGGCUGGGCUUUUAAGAGUGGUUUCUAUACAGCUCGAGCAGGUCGUCUUGAUUCAUAUCGUGCUGCCAAUAGCCUGUUACGCAUGGCAUUAGAUGGAAAGAUCUGCUUAUGUCUCCAUCCUCCUGGCUAUUCUAGUAAAAGACAUUACUGGGAGAAGCAUGCUGAUGUUCAACUUGUUCAAUGGAUCCAAGCCAAAACAAGUGAACAAGCAGCAGGUGAUGAAGGUAGUGAUUUUACUCCAUCAGAAGAUGAGGAGGAAGAGAAUAGUAGAAAAGCACCAGAAGCAGAUGGUAAUGAAGCUUAUGAAAAAGAUAAAGAGAGCAGUUCUGGACCUGAAGACAGUGAUUCGAAUUCUGGACUUGAUGUGUGUAAUAAGUUUUCAGUGCUGGGUGCUGGAGAAUAA
Cryptotermes secundus is the source of this 1764-nucleotide messenger RNA. Its product is annotated as guanine nucleotide-binding protein-like 1. The transcript has a single exon. Gene Ontology annotation, molecular function: GTPase activity; GTP binding. The record is from RefSeq and is a predicted model, not a curated record. The coding region runs from base 1 to 1764 and encodes 587 amino acids. NCBI's taxonomy places the organism in Eukaryota, Metazoa, Arthropoda, Insecta, Blattodea, Kalotermitidae.